GCUUAGUCCGAUAAUUUGUGAAAAUGUGGUACGAAAUUCUGCCCAGCGCUUUCAUUAUCACAGCAGCCUUAGGUUUGCCAGGAUGGGGUCUUUAUCACAUUCACAAUUUAGUUUUAGGCAAUCAUUACAGGCGCACUCUUGACUCCAGGUGGGAUCGCCAUAUUUACCAGAGGGAUCUGAGACUUAAUGGAAAUCCCUACAAACUAACUGGUCUGGAGACAAUUGAUGAUUGA
Spodoptera litura is the source of this 233-nucleotide messenger RNA. Its product is annotated as NADH dehydrogenase (ubiquinone) MWFE subunit. The record is from RefSeq and is a predicted model, not a curated record. Gene Ontology annotation, cellular component: respiratory chain complex I. NCBI's taxonomy places the organism in Eukaryota, Metazoa, Arthropoda, Insecta, Lepidoptera, Noctuidae.